AUGGAAAUUCACGAUCAAGAACUCCAACCUUCAACGAAACAAGACUACGAGGUUAGACAAAAACAGCAACGUGAAGAGAAACAACACAACAAUGUCUCUUUAGAUUUGAAGAUCAAGAUUCCAUCGUACGAGGAAGAGAAAGAUAUUGAUUCAUUAAACGACGGUUUCAAGACUCCUACAACCAUGGAACACAAAAUUCAAGCGAUUCUUCCACCUCCACCUAGAAAGCCAAAACAACAUCGUCCAUCGAAGAAAAGAAAAGGUCAUUUUAACUCUCAAGUUAUACUUGAUCUAUCUCAAGAGAUUGAGUACUUGUUUUCCACUACGCCAUUAGAUUUGGAUCUUGGCCCUAGUAAUGGUAAGAAUCAUAAGAAGGUUAAACUUUUUUAA
Molecule: messenger RNA, 390 nt
Organism: Lathyrus sativus (Indian pea)
Lineage: Eukaryota; Viridiplantae; Streptophyta; Magnoliopsida; Fabales; Fabaceae
Source: the annotation of a GenBank genome assembly